UGAGUGUGUGUGUAUGUGAGAAACAGAGAGAGAGGGAGGAGAGGCAGUGUGCAUGCUCACUGAGGAUGUGUGCUGGUUGUAAAUCGGGUUUAUACGAUGGCUGUGUGUCUUUGUGUUCUGCAGGCCUGUUCUGUGUGCCUAAGGGUGGAACAUUAAUCAUUGUGUCUUCAGUUUAGAGGACACAGUAAACUGGCCUUGUUUUGCAUCUUCAAGCAUCCGAAUGGGGACGAGCAGAAAGUCAGAACUGAGCUGAACCAGCUCAGAGAAGCAUCACAGUCUCCAUCAGCGUCCACAAUCGCUGCCUUUGUUGCCGGGAUGAGAGGGGACAUUCUUCCAGAGGGAUGAUUUUUCUCGUCUCCGCAGGCCCUGGCACUGCGCACGUCUGCCCCCGCACUGGCCUCAGUGCCAGGCUGGAGUCGCUCUCAAGCUGACAGACGCAUACGAGCACUGCAAGGCGACAGGACGUGCACAUGGUUCAUCCUUAAUACAAUGGAAGAGCUCAAGUGCGUACUCCAGCAUUGCCUCCUAAACACGUAGCAAGACUUGGACAUGCCGAGGAGACGAGACAUCCUUGCGUUCGUGCUGAUUGUGCUACCAUGGACUUUACUCAUCAACAUGUGGCAUCAGAGUCCUGUAACACCACAUCAUGUCACUCUCAAGAAUGUCACAAAAGUACAAAAAAUUCACCUCCGAGAAAACUGCAUCACAAACAACGGCGUCCUCCGUGACCAUGCGUUCAGGCGUGCUGCACCAUGGUCUGAAAUGCUGCCCACCAUCCAUGUCAUCACGCCAACCUACACCCGAGCCGUGCAGAAAGCUGAGCUCACGCGCCUCACCAACACGUUCCUGCACGUCCCCAACCUGCACUGGAUUGUAGUGGAAGAUUCUCCACGAAGAACACCACUCGUCUCCAGACUGCUGAGGAGUUCCGGGCUCAAUCACACACACCUGAACGUGGAGACGCCACGUGUUCACCGGAUGCGCAAGGAGGCAAGGGGCAGCCGUGUACCACGUGGGACGGCACAGAGGAACCUAGGGUUGCGUUGGCUCCGAGAAAAUCUUGGCCGUACAUCCAGGCAUCAGGGGGUUGUGUAUUUUGCUGACGACGACAACACGUACAGCCUGGAGCUGUUUGAGGAGAUGCGUUCCACCAAGAAGGUCUCUGUGUGGCCCGUUGCCUUUGUAGGCGGCCUACGUUACGAGUCGCCUAAAAUCAACACCCUGGGGAAAGUUUACGGCUGGAGUACCGUGUUUGACCCUCGGCGGCCGUUUGCAAUCGACAUGGCCGGGUUCGCCGUUAACCUCCGCCUCAUCCUCAGUAAACCUCAGGCCUACUUUAAGCUGAACGGAGUUAAAGGAGGAUACCAGGAGAGCAGCUUGCUGGGGGAUCUGGUCACUCUCAACGAGCUGGAACCCAAAGCUGAGAACUGCACGAAGGUGUCAAGAAUAGUCUCUGUGCUGGUGUGGCACACUCGGACCGAAAGACCUGUGCUAGUGAACGAAGGGAAAAAGGGCUUCACCGAUUUCAACGUGGAGAUAUGAAUAAUAAAAGACAAGGUAUUUAAAUAUCGACCCUUUAGCAGUUUCCUCGCAGCACAUAACAUGGGACGUUGCAAUAACAAUCAUUUAAAGAUCCUGCACUGACUGGAAGCCACGGAACGACUGCUUACAAGUGAGGGCACUACUGAACUUACACUAAGCUGCAAAAACAUUUUUCCAGACACUGUCGCUGGUAUCUGGACAGAUCUCUGUUUUCUCAAACUGAGAAUCAGCAGAAGAAGAAAAAGGCCGCUGUUUGGCAUGAGUCACCUCUCAGCAAUAGCUUCAUUAUCACAGCGAUUGUCAACGUCAUCUUUACCCCAGACACACUGAGCCAUUCAGGUCUUUGAAUGUUUUUUUUUUGUUUUUUAUCUUGGGAUAAAUUCUCUCCAAAAACAGAAGCCCUUGGAUUACAAAGUCAGUGUUAAAAAAAUUUUACAGCUGAAAAAAAAUCCUGCACGCACACAAAAGUUUGCACACACACACACACACACCCAGGACCAACCUUUAGUGUUUAAUUUCGUCAGUGUUACUUCAUUAACACAUCAUGAACUGUUAAAUUAAAAUCAGUGCAAGUUAGCAUAAACUUAGAGACAGAGAGCGUCACGACCAAAUCGUGUCGAUUUUGUCUUCUGGUUUGUUCAUAUGUUGUGUUGUUGCAAAUUCAGUCCACAUUUUAAUUAUAACAAUGAAAUAAUUAAGGUAAUAAAGAUUGGUGUAAAUUCUCGUUACGCAAUGUACAGGUGUUGAAUUACAAUUCUUAACACAAUUUAAAUUAUUAUAAAUCAACAAAGAGGAAGUAAAUGAAACUUCUAUUACUUCUAUUUGACUGGGGGAAUUGAGGGAAAUAUAUCCCAGAUUUGACAUUUUCAUAAAUUAUUGUUUUUUUGUUCACAAUACUUCUUAUUGUAUUCACAUGACAAUAUAUCAUAUACGUGGAUAAAAACAAUAACACAUGGCCUUUAAAUCUCCCCUAAUUUGCUUUAUCUUGCAAUAAUGAAGCCAUUUUGAUGAAUGACUGAUGAAAGCUGGAGUUUCCUGUUUAUUCCUGUUUGUGUAUUUGGCAAUUUUUUUUUUGCAAGCUCCAGGUUUGCAGGAGUCCCUUACUAUUUUUUUUUAUUCUAUAAUGUCUUGAUGGCAUGUGUAUAGAACUGAUAUUCUCCUAAACUCUAACAGCACAUUGUGGUAACAAUGACUUCCUCCCUCAUUGCUUGUUUAAAAGCCAUUUGCUGUGUCCCAAUUCGCCUCAUAUCCGUCCUAAAUCGUGUCCGAGAUUAGAAUUUAUGUGUCCCAAAUCAUAUUGAAUUGGGACGAGGUCUACUAUUUCUGGUAGAUUUUUAAAGUGGGUAAUGUUACUCAUAAUUCCUUGCAUGAGGGAGAGCAACAUAGGGAAAAAAUGUGGAAAAAUAAAUCAAGUGAACUUCUCAGUAUGUCCUGGGACUCUACACAAAAA
Molecule: messenger RNA, 2992 nt
Organism: Hemibagrus wyckioides
Lineage: Eukaryota; Metazoa; Chordata; Actinopteri; Siluriformes; Bagridae
Gene: b3gat1b
Product: beta-1,3-glucuronyltransferase 1 (glucuronosyltransferase P) b
Exons: 7
Coding region: 550-1542 (330 amino acids)
Biological process (GO): carbohydrate metabolic process; chondroitin sulfate proteoglycan biosynthetic process
Cellular component (GO): Golgi membrane
Molecular function (GO): galactosylgalactosylxylosylprotein 3-beta-glucuronosyltransferase activity
Source: RefSeq, a predicted model, not a curated record